Molecule: messenger RNA, 6747 nt
Organism: Paramisgurnus dabryanus
Lineage: Eukaryota; Metazoa; Chordata; Actinopteri; Cypriniformes; Cobitidae
Product: C-type mannose receptor 2
Molecular function (GO): carbohydrate binding
Source: RefSeq, a predicted model, not a curated record
AUGCUCAGAUAUCUGGAGGAGAAGAGGAAUGAGAGGAAACUAAAAUCACAAGCUGUCGCUCUAAAUCUCAUUGGUCUCAUCCACUCGGGCUUUGGUCAAUGUGAGGAAGGCUGGAGACCGUAUAAUGACAAAUGCUAUUUCUUCUCCUCUGAUAUGAAGUCAUGGCAUGAUGCUUUGGAGGAUUGUGUCAAUAAAGGAAGUAAUCUGAUAAGUAUUCAGGACCUACAUGAGCGGACGUGGGUCAGCACGCAGAUCACAACUUCCCUCUAUUGGAUAGGACUGAAUGAUGUUGCUUCAGAGGGAAACUGGGAAUGGAGUGAUGGGAAUGUUUACUACCCCUACCUCUCGUACUGGAACGAGGGUCAGCCUGAUAACUGGGCUGAUAAUGAAGAUUGUGGGCAGGUUCAAGGUUCCAGUCAAGGCAGAUGGAACGAUGAAGUCUGUACAGCCAGACGACAGUAUAUUUGUAAACGACCAAACCCUAACCCGACCCCACUCUGUGACACUGGAAACGGCUGGGAGCCCUUCGGCUCAAACUGCUAUAAGCUAAGGGCGGGGCUUAAGAAGAGCUGGGCGGCGGCUCGCAGUGACUGUGUCAGAGGGGGCGGAGACUUAGUGUCAAUCACAUCUUCUCAAGAGGAGCAGUAUGUCAUGGGCCGACUGGACCCAUCGUUUUUUGACCUCUGGAUCGGCUUUUCCACCCUUAAAUGCACAACUCUUUCCUGUCAAAUACAACCGAAUGCCACGACUUUCACCUGGUCUGACGCAAGUACUUCCACCUACACAAACUGGCCAGAAGGACAACCAGACCUCACUGACAAACAGAAUGGUGUGUGUGCCACUAUGAUAAAAGAAGCAGGAGAGGAUUAUGGGAAAUGGAGAACACACGUGUGCCGUUAUGAGCGACCAUACAUGUGCAAGAGAGCGUUGAACACUAUUUGUCCUGCGGGAUGGUUGAGUUUCGCUGGAAACUGUUACUGGUUGGUCAGUAAUCGUAACCUCUUGACCAGCUGGUAUUUGGCUCAGACGCAGUGCUUUAACAUGGGUGGAAACUUACUGACCAUCAAAAAUGAAGAGGAGCAGUUCUUCAUUAAUGCACAGUUACCUGAUUUUCACCAGACUGAUUUACCCGAUCUGUGGAUUGGGAUUUCAGACAAAGAUCAAGAUGGGACCUUUAGGUGGGUGGACAAAACUGCAGUCACGUUUUCAAACUGGAGCCCAAAUUUUCCAAAAAACACAGCGAACCAGUGGGACUGUGGCCAGAUUUACACGGGAAACUAUGCUGGGAAAUGGGAAACCACCAACUGCUUUAAAAAUCUUGGAUAUAUCUGCAAGAUGCCUGGAGGUCAAAACGUGAAGCCCACGACAGCCCCAGACUCUCACUGUGAUGAAGGAUAUCUGCUCUUCGAAAACCUCUGCUAUCACUUUGAGAGCGAAUCCGUCAUGACGUGGCAGGAGGCAGAAAGUUACUGCGUGGCUCAGAACGGUCAUCUGGUUAGCAUCCACAAACAGGAGACAAUCAGUUUCUUGACAGCCCACAUGAGCAGAUCCUCCUGGGUGGGUCUUAAUGACAUCGACCGAGAGGGAACGUUUGUCUGGACAGAUGGGACUCAAACAAAUUUCCUGCCCUGGGAACCAACGCAGCCUGAUAACUGGCAGGGGAAUGAAGAUUGUGUCCACAUUCGAGGAACAGAACAUCAGGAUACAGGAAAACUUAACGAUCUGCCCUGCACAGCCACGUACCCUUUCAUCUGUCAGAAGGCAAAAGGUCAAGGACCACCAGCAACAGCUGGUCCAGGCUGGAAUGAGAAGUGCGGCUCGUGGGUUGCUGACCCGUUCAACGACUACUGCUACCUGUUUAACUCUCUGUCCAUGAGAAGCUGGGCUGACGCUCGGGCAGAUUGUUUAAAUCAAGGCGGAGAUCUGAUCAGCAUCACUGAGCCCUUCGAGCAAGGCUUCAUACAAGCUCAAAUCCAGACUGUGCCCACUGGAGUUUCUCUGUGGAUGGGCGCUCAUGAUGCCAUCACAGAGGGGGGGUGGACGUGGACGGACGGCUCUCCCUUCCGCUUUAUAAACUGGGCCACAGGAAACCCAGACGAUUAUUUUGGUGAAGAUUGCUUGUCCAUUUUGAUCAGCUCUGGAUUGUGGAACGACGAUAACUGUGACCAUAAGAGAGGAUAUAUCUGCAAGCGGCGUGGAAACACACCUGAACCUCCUCCACCACACGAAGGUUUCUUCACAGCGUAUACAUGUCAGGACUCUAGCAUGGUGCUUCACUGCCCCACCGACAGCGUCAUCAACAUCCAGUCGGCCUUUUAUGGUCGCCGCAGCAACAAGAUCUGCCCCUAUGGAGACGGAGCCUCGGGUACGUGCACCGUUGAAGGAACCUUACCUGUGGCCAGGAAGAGCUGUGACAACAGAGCUUUUUGUUUUCUGUACGCACACUCGGACACUGACCCCUGCCCUACCGUCUCCAAGUACCUGGAGGUGAUUUACAGCUGUGAACAAAACGUUUGUCUGAGGGGUCUAGGUGUUGAAGAUGGAAACAUCACCAAUUCAAUGCUCUCGGCGUCAUCGUCUCUAAGUGGGAAAGGACCGGAUAAAGCUCGACUGAAUGGAAACUCUUGCUGGAUGCCCUCCAGCUCUGCAAACUCCUGGAUUCAGGUGAAUGUGGGUCACUUAAAGAAGAUCACCGGUGUGGUAGUUCAGGGCUGCCCAUCAUCAGAUCACUGGGUUACAAAGUUUAAGAUCCAGACCAGCACAGAUGGUGUCACUUGGACAGAAUACACCAGUGACGGAGGGGAUUAUCCAGGAUCUGUGGACAGAAAUACUCGAGAAACACGGUUGUUGGGGACGCCGAUCUCAGCUCAGUACAUUCGGCUUCUACCGCUGGAGUGGAAAACUCAAGCAGGAUUGCGUCUGGAUGUUCUGGGCUGCAUACCGGACUAUGCCGUUUCUUGCAGUGCGAAGCCUAACCUCGACCAUGCCACAGACCGAUUGAUUGUUCACUGUCCUGCUGGUUGUGCCAGACAGCCGUACGCUGUGUAUGGGACAGAUAUGUAUCGCGGGGAUUCAAACAUCUGUGCUGCUGCCAUCCAUGCUGGUGUGGUUCUGAACGACAAUGGAGGCGACUGCACCCUGCUGAAAGCUCCGGGUCAGAACUUUUACGCCGGAUCAACUAAGAACGGCAUUAUAUCUCGACAAUUUGAUGGGGUUUACUCUGUGUCUUACCAGUUUGCUGAUGGUGAGCUCAGAUGUUCUGGUCCAGACUGGUUUGAGUUUGGAGAAUUCUGCUAUAAGCCAUUUGGAGAAAAGAAAACAUGGCAUGAAGCUCGAACGGCCUGCAGGCGUUUGGGAGCUGAUCUGGUGUCAGUGAUGUCUAUUACAGAACAGAGCUGGCUGGAGAGUUACCUCUACAUGGCCACCAGUGACGUUUGGAUCGGUCUGAACGAUCUGAGCUUCUCGGGUUUGUUCUCGUGGUCUGAUCAUCAUGAAGUCACGUUCACACACUGGGCUCCUGGUGAACCCAACAAUCACUUUGGCUUCAGUGAGGACUGUGUGGAAAUGUUUCAUCAGACGGGACGAUGGAAUGAUGUGACUUGCACAGAGUUAAACACGUACAUUUGUAAAAUGCCUAAAGGUCACUAUCCUUUGCCAUCCGUUAGGCCUACUAUUUACGGCUGUCCACAGGGAUGGGAUGUUUUUGAAUACUCCUGCUACUGGUUUGAAGAGACGGCCAGAAGCCGGGAGGACGCAAAAGCAUUCUGUGGAAGUAAAAACAGUUCACUGCUGCACAUCAUGGACCUGUACGAACAGGCUCAUUUCACAGCCCUGAUGGGUCGAUAUUCUGGUGACUGGUGGAUUGGCUUGCGGGCAAGAGGAGGGAUUGUGGGUGUGGAUUAUUACUGGGACAACGAUGCUUUACUAACUUACACCAACUGGGGCCGAAACCAGCCAGAUAACCACGGCGGAUCGUGUGUCACCAUGGCGACAAGACCACUGGCAGGAUUCUGGAAUAAUAAGCAGUGCGAGGAAUCGUUCCCAUUUGUGUGCGAAGCUCCUCGCAACGGCAUAGCUCCGCCCACGCGACCUCCGACCCCACCUCCAGCCACAGGAUGUGAGAGCGGCUGGAGUGCAGAACCUCACUUCAGGAACUGUUACAGGAUGUUCACUGUGGACUUUACACUGAAGAAGAGCUGGCAGGGCGCCCGUGAAGACUGCCGUGCCCGUGGGGCCGAUCUGGUGAGCAUCCACAAUGCUGAAGAAGAAAUCUUCCUGUCCAAAUACUCGAAGGGAAAAACCAAGUGGAUCGGAUUGAGUCUCAACCCUACGGAAGGAGGUUACCACUGGAGCGAUGGGACGCCGGUCAGCCACACGAACUGGGGUCACAAUGAACCAAACAACCAUGGCGGGCGAGAAAACUGCGUGGAGAUGGUGACCACAGAAAACGGCACAUCCUGGUGGAACGACCUGAACUGCGACGCCCAUCAGGACUGGAUCUGCAUGAUCCCAAAAGGAAAGAAACCAAUUAUACCCCCAACACCGCCGUCACCUGUACCAGCUCCUGAAUGUGGAUCAAACCCUGGCUGGAGAAAGCACAAUGAAAUCUGUUACUACUACAAUGACACAGAUAUCGUGGACUUUCACACGGCCGUUGUUAGAUGUUAUGAGGAGAAAGCUCAGCUGGUCUCCAUCUCUGAUGAGGCCGAGCAGUCUUAUGUGGUUAGUCUGGUCGGGACCGGUCAGGCAGCUGUGUCGUGGAUAGGAUUGCGAAUGUUUGGGGUUGCGGGUGGAGAAUAUUUGUGGCUGGAUUUGUCUCCAGUGACGUUUGUGAACUGGGGCCCUGGAGAACCCAAUGAUGCCAAUGGAGAAGAACAAUGUGUGGAGAUGAACAGAUAUCCAGGUUCUUGGAAUGAUGCAAACUGUGGUCGGGCUAAUGGCGGUUAUGUGUGUAAGAAAUAUCCGGGAAACGACCACACGCCACCUCCACCAACGUCCUCCUGGGAAGGAAAUUGCCCCGAAGGAUGGAUGAAAUUCCGCAACAAGUGCUACAUAUUUAAAGGAAGUCACAAACAACAAACAGAGAUCAAGGCAAACUGGACAUCCGCACGUGAUUGGUGCAGACAGCAGGGAGGAGAUCUUGCCGUCAUCGAUGAUCAAAAUGAGAACGAUUACGUUGCUAGUUACCUAAGAGACCUGCUUCACCCUGUCUGGAUCGGUUUGUCCGAUAGGCAGCAUGAAGGGAAGUUUGCGUGGAGUGAUGGAGUUAGUCCGGUUUUAUAUACAAACUGGGCAGAGAAGGAGCCAAACAAUGCUUAUGGGCAGGAACACUGUACAGAAAUAUCCCACAAUCACCUGAUCACAGGCCGCUGGAACGAUGAGAGAUGCAGCCUGGAACGAGGAUGGGUGUGCUCCAGAAAGAAAUCAAGCAGCAUUCCCGUCCCUCCACCCACCCGCAGCCCAUGUCCAUCAGGAUACAUCAUCUGGUACAGCAACUGUUAUAAACUUAUUUCAGAGCCCAAAACAUGGGAUGAAGCUCAACAGGCCUGCGUGAAAGAGGGUGGAAAUCUGGCCAGCGUGGACAUGAGUUACGACCAGGCCUUUAUUUCUGGAGCUGUGCAGCAGGGCAAGACAGACGCCUGGAUCGGACUCCGACGGCUGCUUGACAGCGAUUCUUACAAAUGGUCGGAUGGUUGGCCCGUAUUCUUCACUCACUGGGGUCCGGGUGAACCGACCAAUCACAAAGGAGAAGGCUGCGUCAGCAUGCACGCCCCGUCACGAUUUAUUCAAGGCACCUGGAACGAUACAGCUUGCGAUGUGGCCAAACCCUACAUCUGCAAAAUCACUACAGAAAAGCCUCCGGCUACACCCGCUCCAGGCGAUGGGAAAUGUCUGCCGAGCUGGUGGCCGUACGGAAGACACUGCUAUUAUGUUUAUAAUGGGAAAGUUGGCUUCUCGUGGCCGGAGGCGCGACACUUCUGCCAAGAGGUCAGGGGAGCGGAUUUAGCCUCCAUCCACAGUCGGGCUGAGGUGGAAUUCAUCAGGAAUAUCAACUACACAAAGUACCACAAUGUCUGGAUUGGUCUGACCAAAGACCGUUCAUUUGGAUGGAGCUGGACGGAUCUGACAUCACUAGGCUUUACAAACUGGGCUCCCGGAGAACCCAACGAGGCCAUUCAUGACGGCGAUGUCGGGAAAGAGAACUGCGUGGAGAUGUACCAUGACGGCAGGUGGAACGACAACUUCUGCGUGCAGAAGAGAGGCUUUGUGUGCAGACACCGUCAAUAUUAUGUAACAGAUGAUAACGGAGACAUAGUUAUACCAACGGACGCGCCGGACAACAGCGGUCUGAUCACCGGCGCUGUUAUUGGGGCGAUCGUGUGCGCAGCGCUGAUAUUCGCCAUCAUGUACUAUAUCUUCAGGGUGAAGGGUGUAAAACCAGGAGGCAUCGGCAUCUUUAAACAAGAAACUAAAACCAUUGACGUGCCUGCAUUCACUAACCCCAACUUUAGUGGAGAAUCGGAAUCGUGAUGUGUGAGAGAUUCACUCACUCCUAUACAGAAAAUAAAGCCACAGUUCAAACCCUGAAUCGUGAAGUCAUCUCGUAAUCAUCUGUGCAUGCAAUUGGAUUCUUCAUUGUAAUGUAAAUUGUUAAAAUACACACAAUUGCGUUGAUGUGCCAGCGUUUAUUUGUUUGUACAGUUCCUUCUUGAAAUUCAUUUGAAAUAAAUAUGCACUUAGUUUACA